Molecule: messenger RNA, 637 nt
Organism: Neltuma alba
Lineage: Eukaryota; Viridiplantae; Streptophyta; Magnoliopsida; Fabales; Fabaceae
Product: seed trypsin/chymotrypsin inhibitor TI5-72-like
Exons: 2
Coding region: 1-435 (144 amino acids)
Cellular component (GO): extracellular region
Molecular function (GO): serine-type endopeptidase inhibitor activity
Source: RefSeq, a predicted model, not a curated record
AUGGGGCUUAUAAAUAGCCCCCAUUACCUCCUCACCACCUCACAAUUGCAAAACUCAAACACACAGAGAGAGAAGAUGGGUUUGAACAAGAAGAUGAUGAUGAAGGUGGGUCUGGUUCUGUUCCUGAUGGCCUUCACUGCAACUGUGGAGGCUCGCUUCGAUGCGAACACCUUCCUGGCUCAGAUGUUCAAGGAGAAUGGGGAGCCAAACUACUACCUGAAGUCGACCACCACGGCCUGCUGCGACAAGUGCAUCUGCACAAGGUCCAUCCCUCCUCAGUGCCAUUGCAACGACAUCGGAGAAAGUUGCCACUCUGCUUGUAAGACCUGUCUCUGCACUCGCUCCUAUCCUCCCCAGUGUCGCUGUGUUGACACCACCAACUUCUGCUAUCCUCCUUGCUGCUUUUCUGCUAAGCCUCAGAUUGCUGCAAAUUGAUUCUGAUCAGUUAAUGGUGUAAUGUUCUGUGAACAACAAAGCCAAUUAUAUGCUACUUUAUUAGGCUUUGCAUCUAUUUCUGUGUACAUGAAUGUGAACCUUCCCUUAUAAAAUAAACUAUCUUGUGCCUCGCAUGCAUGCUUCCUGUUUGCUUUUUUGCAAACUGGUUAAUUACUAGCGAGCACUUGAUAUUCUUCUAUGA